Molecule: messenger RNA, 846 nt
Organism: Aquila chrysaetos chrysaetos
Lineage: Eukaryota; Metazoa; Chordata; Aves; Accipitriformes; Accipitridae
Product: translation initiation factor IF-2-like
Exons: 3
Coding region: 187-846 (219 amino acids)
Source: RefSeq, a predicted model, not a curated record
GGGAGCCAGGAGGGUGUCCUUCUCGAGGGGCCUGGGCAUUUCUUCCUCCCCUCCCCUCCCCGGGACAGCGAGUGACCGUGGCCUCUCUCCAUUUUGCAGCGCACGACAGCCGCCGCUGCAGCGCCAGCAAGAGGGAGCAGCUCCUUGUCCUCAGCGCUUCCCAGCUCACCUCAGCAUGCAGAGAGCAUGGCCACCGAGAGCGAGUGGAGCUGCCCCAUCUGCUGCGACGAUCAAGACGACAUCGCCUGCAGGGGCCUGCGGGGCUGGUGCCCUGGGCUCAGUCUGGACGAGGAGGUGUUGGUGCAGAAGCUGCAGAACUGCCUGUCACAACACACGCGGACAUUCGUCCCCCGGCUCAUCACCGCCGCCGUUCGCCUGUGCGGCUGGGCGGUCCGCCAGCACCUGGGCCAGCAGGACCCCCGCGCUGCCGGCGGGGAGGACAACGGCCCUGCAGCCAGCCCCAGCUCCACGGCCUCCCCGGGGUGGACUCCCGCUCCCCACCCGGCCUCCUCCAGCAGCGCUGCAGGCCCCGACGUGGAAGAGGAAGCCAGCACGUCAGAGGCCACCCUCCGCGGGGGUCCCGACAGCCGCCCAUCUGCGCCUGUCCCUGCAGAGCAAGAUCAGCCCCAGGAGGAGCCGGGGGAGGCGGCAGCGGCAGGUCCCUCUGCCCAGGGCUGCAGCCCCUCCGCUCCUGGCCGGGGCAGGGACCGCUUGCCCAGGGGGCCCUGGCGCCCCCCGAAGAGGAAGGCCUCCGGCCCCCGGGACUCUGCCCAGCCUGCAAGAGGCCACCCCGCCGGCGGCACUAGCAGGGCUCUGUCAACCCUUGAUUCAAGGAAAAGGAAAUAA